AUGGGACAUGCUCAGUCCAAGCGCAAGAAACAACGCCAGGGUCGAGCUCGCCGAAGAAUCGAACACGUGACACAUGAGCAAACACGCUACUCUCUACAGAAUCAGGAAAAUCAGACUUCCAGAACUGAAUUACAGCGAAAUGAAAGAAGAUCUGCUGGAAAAUCUGGAAGAUGGAGAGAACCGAGUCCGGAGAAAAUCGACACACUUGAACGGCGCCAGCGCGAAGCUGUAAAUAGAACGAAGCGUAAUCGCAGUCAUUCAAGAGAUUCUAGAGGAAGAAGUCCUAAACGUCAUUCCAGAUCCAACCUCGAAAAUUCAAAAACGCAGCUGCAACCACAGAAAAUGUCGAGCGAGAAAUUUCAGACUUUGGCGCAGCGGAAUUCGGAAGCGCAACGAGGACGGAAUUUUUCGAGAAGAUCUGGAACUUGGUUUUGCGUUGUUCGUUGUCGCUCGGAGCCGCCCUUAGAUCGGCAAAGUAAGGUCAAUCUCAGAGCGCCGAGAAAAUCAGCGAGUGCUAGUCCGCCGAGAAAAGUGAGAAGGGAACUUGAAUUGGCGCCGUUUUAUCAAAAUGGAUUGAAGCCUUUUGAAAGCCAAAAACAACAGUUCAAAAAACCGUCGAAUGUGGUACAGAAUCAUCCGCGAAAAAGCGCGGAAUCCUCCGCGACAGCCGUUCCCGCUAGAAUGACAAAUUAUCGGGAAGAAGAAGGCUUAGCGAGGGUAGAUCGCUCAUUUCAACCGCGAGACGGGACAGAAAACGUGAUCAGCGCGGCGCAGCACGACGAAAUUGGCAUUUCCUUCGAACAGGUGGAGCCGAAACUCUUUCGAUUAUUCGGAAGCUCGGCGAAGAGCGGCCCCAUUCCUCAAACAAACAGAGUGGCUCCACGUGCACUUCGGCGCAGCUUUCCAAAUCUUACCUCCCAAACGAGCCGGAAGGAGCACGACCUCAAGCCAAAGCAAAAUUUCAUCUCUCGAACAGCAAAAGACAAAUCAGUUUCCGAAACACGUCUUCAAAAACUCGCCGCUCAGCAUUUUCCAAAACCGCCAAUUCCUCCUCGAAAACAGAAGCUUUCUGAGCUCGCGCACUUAGUCCAACAGACAUCACCAAAACUGACCAAACACGAGCCCGCCUAUCAGCAGCAAGCAAACAUAAACCACAACAACCAAAAUCACAAUUACGGCAGCGUGGAGACCCUUAAUUCUCUCUCAAGUCAAAGUGGAAGCUAUCACUUGCCGUCGAGCGCGAAUUUCUCGACUCUACCGGAUCGUUCUCUUGCAGAAAGUCCUCAUGCAGUGCAUCUCUCGGAUUCGGCAAAGAUUUCAGCGUACUCAGAUGAUUCUGAAGAAGGCGAUGAUGAUGAUGAUGCUCUUCAAAUUCGAACAAUACCUCAAAUACCUCCCCUGACAGUAGCUGAGAAAAAUAACGAUCCAGGAGAAUCCAGAUACAGUCCGGAAAUUGGGAGAAAGAAUUUAUUGUGGUCCAAUCCGGCACCUUUUGGAUCUCAGCCACUUCAAAGAGUGAUUCGAUCAGUCCAAGCUCCCAUUCAAAAGCCUCAAAAUCUUCACUGGCCGCCAGUCAACGAAUUCAAGCCAGUUCAAAAAUUUACCCCCGCUGGACGCUACCAGAAAAACAGCAUAAACUCACCUCCUCCAGUUCCACUUCGGCCGCCUCAAAUCAAUCAUCAACGAAACGGUCUUCAUGAAUUUUCUGUCUCACCCGAACGAUUAAGGCCAUCUACUGUGGCAAGAGAAAGGCCAAGAUCGGAGGUGCAAGAUCGUGUGUAUAAGGAUAUUAUAUUCGAUAACACGGAAAGAUCUUCAAAUCUGAUUAAAUCAGGCCUUCCGAAAACGCUACGUCCCUCGAUUGAAGAUCUCGUUUCCAUUUUGGCCGAGCCUAUUCCGCCGCGCAGUAAAAAGUCUCACAGAUUCCAAAGCUCGGAUUUCCCAUCCGAAGAGAAUCUGAUUAACGAGCUAAAAACGGAGAAAAAACGACCCGGGAUCUUGAAAAACGCGAACACCCACACUUCUUCAAGAGUCGUCGAAGUGCUCUACCACGAACCGAAAUCAAGGAAGACUCCAAUUCAUCAGAACGAUUCUUCCCGCUGGAGCGCUCCAUACGACCCGCCAAUUUUUCUGGGAGAGGAUGACUUUGGAAAUAACUGGAUAGACCUCACACAACCUGCUAGAAACUCUUACCUCAAUGAUGACUAUUGA
Oikopleura dioica is the source of this 2211-nucleotide messenger RNA. Lineage: Eukaryota; Metazoa; Chordata; Appendicularia; Copelata; Oikopleuridae. The record is from the annotation of a GenBank genome assembly.